Messenger RNA from Prinia subflava (tawny-flanked prinia), 2186 nucleotides. RefSeq names its product primase and DNA directed polymerase (gene PRIMPOL). The transcript is spliced from 13 exons. Gene Ontology annotation, molecular function: chromatin binding; DNA-directed DNA polymerase activity. Gene Ontology annotation, cellular component: mitochondrial matrix; nucleus. The coding region runs from base 366 to 1997 and encodes 543 amino acids. Lineage: Eukaryota; Metazoa; Chordata; Aves; Passeriformes; Cisticolidae. Gene Ontology annotation, biological process: replication fork processing; mitochondrial DNA replication; error-prone translesion synthesis. The record is from RefSeq and is a predicted model, not a curated record.
GAGCGGCGCGGGGAAGGCGGGCCCGGCCGUGCGGGCCCACCCGGCGCGGAGGGAGGCGUGCGAGGCCAGGCUGAGGAGGCGCGGGCUGGCUGCUCCGCUCUGCUCCCCUCUGCUCUCCCCUUCCGGCGUAGCUCGCCAGGCCGGGCCCCAUGGCGGGACACUGAGCCACCGAGCCCCGCGCCCUGAGCGCUGAGCUGAGGACGGCUGUCCUUGCUGCUCUUGGGUGUGAAUGGUGUAACACCAACCUUGUCAGGAGAAAUGAAGAGAAAUGGCUAGAAAGACUGAAGAAAGUGGAAGAACUCGCUGCUCACUAUGAAAGAAAUCCUCUUCCUGAAGUUUACAGACCAAGAUUGUCCAAACCCUCUAUGCCAUCCUCUGUUUGGAAAAUAUUUUCUCGACAGGCUGAAGCUUUUAACUAUGUAAAAACCUGCGAAGAGGAUGUUCAUGUGUUUGCUUUGGAAAAGAACACACAGAGUGGACAGAGGUUUUACCUUGUAACAACAUAUAAACAGCUUUGGUUUUAUUACACCAAAGAUUACAAAACAAGUCUUAUGCAUUGCUAUGAAGUAAUUCCUGAAAAAGAUGCUUGCAAACUUUAUUUUGAUUUGGAGUUUUACAAACCAGUGAAUCCUGAUGCAGAUGGCAAGAAUAUGGUCAUGAAGCUAAUUGAGCUUGUCAGCCAAAAAUUAAAAGAACUUUAUGAUGUAAAUUGUUCAUCAAAAGAUGUCUUGAACUUGGAUUCCAGUACUGAUGAAAAAUUUAGCCGGCACUUAAUAUUUCUACCCCAAAAGACUGUAUUUAAGGAUAACACUCAUAUUGGUAACUUUGUGAGAACCAUUUUGCAGCCUGCCAUAAGAUUAAUGGAGAGCAGGGCUGCUGUGAUUCCAGCCGAAGGAGCAGGGCAUGUUUUCCAGUGUUCUGCAGGAGCUGGAUUAGAUGAUUCUCUUACAAACCUCACAGCUGUUCAGGAUGAUUCUAAAGACUGGCCAGCCAUUGCUCAGGAAACAAACGAUAUGGAAAUGCCACACCAGGAAGAAAAUGGUGAUUUUUCCUUCCUAAUAGUAAAUGAUAAAGAAGGCAACAAGCAGCUUUUUGUGGAUCUAGGAGUUUAUACAAAGAAUAGAAAUUUCCGGAUGUAUAAGUCAUCAAAAGCAGGAAAAAAUGUGAUUCUGAAGAUAGCAGAGGAUAAUAAGUUUAUCCCCAACUGUGAAAAGGAUGUUUCCUUGGAAGAAGCAUAUUUUCUUUCCUCUUUAAUCUGCAACAUUGGAGCAAGUGAUGACAUAAAAUUUCUGUCAUCUGGCUUUUCAGAGGAGGAGAGAAAAAUGUCUGCUUUCUUAAACAGUAAAACUACCAGAAGCAGCAGAGAUCCCAUGGAAGGUUACCAGGGUUCACCAUAUCCAGAAAUCGAUAAUUUUGUUCGUUCUUUGGUUAAUAAAGAUGGGCUACAAGGAGGGAUACGACAAUGGAGUUACUUCUCUCUCAAAGAACUGCUUAUUUAUGAUAUUUCUGGUUACCGUUGGUGUGAAAAUAUUGGAAGACCUCACAAAAGUAACAAUAUAAUGAUUCUGGUAGAUCUAAAGAAUGAAGUCUGGUAUCAAAAGUGCCACGAUCCUGUCUGCAGAGAACAAAACUUCAAAUCACAAAGUCUUCCGUUACCGCCUGGGAUAUGCCUGCCCUCUCUUUUCAAAGAGGAAGAAGAGUCCUUGCUAAUGGAUGACAGGGGGCACACAGAAGGAGAAGUAAAUGCACAUUUGAACGUGGCAGGCUUGUCAAAAAGCUCAGUAUCUUCAGAGAACAGCUGGUCUCAAGACUUCCUGUUGUCAGACAGCGAGUGGGCAAACACAAGUAAUGAUGCCUGUUUCCUAGAAGCUGCUGAAGAUGUAGAACUAGCUGAAGCUGCAGAAGAUAGUCUGAAUUAUGCCAUGGAAGAAAUCCCAGAUGAAGUUCUUUUGGAAGCUUUAAAGAAGGAAGACCCCUGCACUAAGGAAGGCAGCUAAGCACAGGCCUGGCCAGCAGUGACUGACACUUGCGUGUCACAUGUGUGUGUGAAAGGUCCUGCGGGGUCAUUCACAAGCACCACUCCAGGGCUGUAAGACAAAGCACCUGGGUGAACUUCAGCAGGCAUGAGGAAUCAUGGAGGAUUGUGUGGGGGCUGAAGAGAACUGAACUAAAAACUCCUCAUGAAU